AUGGAAGCCCACCCCAAAAAGUACGGCGUGGUCCUCUACGACGGCUUCCAGCUGAUUGACGUGUGUGGGCCCGUCGACGUCCUGAACGUCCUCAGUACACACACGGAUGGCAUCAGCCUCUCCAUCAUCAGUGAGACCAUGAAUCCUGUGUCCACAUUCCCCAGGAAAUGGCCGGGCGACAUGGGCAUGCCGCCGUUCACCACGUCGCAGACCCUGCAGCCAACUCACACCUUCGAGACCGCGCCGCAACUCGACGUCCUCAUUGUCCCCGGCGGCAUGGGCUGUUUCGACCCGGAGCCGGCCAACGUGGGAAAGCCAGACCCAAAGGUCAUCGAUCCGAUCGUCACGUUCAUUCUGGCUCAGUACCCCAAGCUGCAGUACCUCAUUACCGUUUGCACCGGUGCGGGCAUCACGUCGCGGACGGGGCUUCUUGAUGGGAAGAAGGCAACCACCUUCAAAGGGGCGUGGAAGGUCAUUCCGUUGUGGAGACCUCAAGUCGAGUGGAUACCCAAGGCACGUUGGGUCGUGGAUGGGAAUAUCUGGACUUCUUCCGGCGUCUGUUCUGGCACGGAUCUGAUGUUCGCUUUCGUCAAGCACCUCCACGGUGAGAAGAUUGCGAAUGACAUAGCAGUUUGGAUGGAGUACACAAGACAUGAGGACUCGGCUCUAGAUCCUUUUGGCAUAGAGGUCUCAUCAUGA
Messenger RNA from Exophiala bonariae, 699 nucleotides. RefSeq lists its product as uncharacterized. The record is from RefSeq and is a predicted model, not a curated record. Gene Ontology annotation, biological process: regulation of DNA-templated transcription. The transcript has a single exon. The coding region runs from base 1 to 699 and encodes 232 amino acids. Lineage: Eukaryota; Fungi; Ascomycota; Eurotiomycetes; Chaetothyriales; Herpotrichiellaceae.